CUUCGGAGCUGUUCCUGGUGCUGACCCUGCAGGCGGCCUCGCCCGCGGCGGCAGCGCGUUCGGCACCCCGCAGCAAGCGGGCCCCGGCGGGAGCAGCGGCUGACGGCGCCGCCGCCUGCCCGCCUCGGUGACCCUGCCCCGCCGCGCCGGGAGCGGCGCCGCCGAGGGGCCACGCGUGACGCGGCUCCACCGCCCCCUCGGGCGGCAGCGCAGGCGCGUUCUCUCUCUGCGGGUGCGCCUGCGCGGCGGCGCGCCGGCACUUCCGCCUUCCGCCCGGGGCCCAGCAACGGGCGGCGGACGCUGAUCCCCAGCCUCGUUGCGUCUCCCCGCCCCCGGCAGAAUCUCAGCUUCCCCCCCGGUGUGCGGGCGGCCGGCCGGCCGGCCCCCUGCCCCUGCUGCCCUCCGCCGCGCCUCGGGGCCGGGGCGAGGCCCGGGCCCCCCGCGGGCCAUGCCGGCGGCCGCCCCCCUGAUCAGCUCGGUGCAGAAGCUGGUGCUGUACGAGACCAGGGCUCGGUAUUUUCUUGUUGGAAGUAAUCCUGCAGAAACCAAAUACCGUGUUUUGAAAAUAGAUCGCACUGAACCAAAGGAUUUGGUUAUAAUUGAUGAUAAGCAUGUGUAUACGCAACAAGAGGUGAGGGAACUUCUUGGCCGUUUAGACCUGGGAAACAGAACAAAGAUUGGGCAGAAGGGCUCUUCUGGGUUAUCUCGAGCUGUCUCUGCUUUUGGUGUAGUAGGUUUUGUCAGGUUUUUAGAAGGCUACUACAUUGUGUUAAUAACAAAAAGAAGAAAAAUGGCAGAUAUUGGAGGUCAUGCCAUAUAUAAAAUAGAAGAUACAAAUAUGAUUUACAUUCCAAAUGACUCUGUAAGAGUCACUCAUCCUGAUGAAGCCAGGUAUCUGAGAAUCUUUCAAAAUGUGGACCUUUCUAGCAACUUCUAUUUUAGUUACAGCUAUGAUCUGUCUCACUCCCUUCAGUAUAAUCUUACUGUCCUGAGAAUGCCACUUGAGACAUUAAAAACUGAAACAAUCCAGACCCGGCAAGAGAGUUUUGAUAUAUUUGAAGAUGAAGGACUUUCAACACAGGGUGGAAGUGGUGUAUUUGGGAUUUGCAGUAAGCCUUAUGAAAAGUAUGUGUGGAACGGCAAGCUUCUGGAGGCAGUAAAAAAUACUGUUCAUCGUGACUGGCUGCUAUAUAUUAUUCAUGGAUUCUGUGGGCAAUCAAAACUGUUAAUAUACGGUCGCCCUAUAUAUGUCACUCUGAUAGCCAGAAGAUCAAGCAAAUUUGCUGGAACACGUUUUCUGAAACGAGGAGCAAAUUGUGAGGGAGAUGUUGCUAAUGAAGUGGAAACUGAACAAAUACUUUAUGAUGCUUCAGUUAUGUCAUUUUCUGCUGGGAGUUAUUCUUCCUAUGUUCAGGUUCGAGGAUCUGUCCCUCUGUACUGGUCUCAAGAUAUUUCAACUAUGAUGCCUAAGCCACCCAUAACGUUGGACCAGGCAGAUCCUUUUGCACAUGUUGCUGCUCUUCACUUUGACCAAAUGCUUCAGAGAUUUGGCUCUCCCAUUAUUAUUUUGAAUCUUGUGAAGGAACGUGAAAAAAGAAAGCAUGAAAGGAUUCUCAGUGAAGAACUUGUUGCUGCUGUGACAUAUCUCAACCAGUUUUUACCCCCAGAGCAUGCAAUUAUAUAUAUACCGUGGGAUAUGGCCAAAUACACAAAAAGCAAACUUUGCAACGUCCUUGAUAGACUGAAUGUGAUUGCAGAAAGUGUAGUAAAGAAGACUGGAUUUUUUGUUAAUCGACCUGAUUCCUAUUGCAGUAUCUUGCGGCCGGAUGAAAAAUGGAAUGAACUGGGAGGUUGUGUUGUUUCCACUGGUCGCUUGCAGACUGGAGUUCUCCGAACCAAUUGUGUGGACUGUUUAGAUCGCACUAACACAGCACAGUUUAUGGUGGGAAAAUGUGCUUUGGCUUACCAACUCUAUUCGUUGGGAUUGAUUGAUAAACCAAAUUUACAAUUUGAUACGGAUGCUGUUAGAUUAUUUGAAGAAUUAUAUGAAGAUCAUGGAGACACACUUUCUUUGCAGUAUGGAGGUUCUCAGCUUGUCCACAGAGUAAAAACCUAUAGAAAGAUAGCUCCAUGGACUCAGCAUUCCAAAGAUAUUAUGCAAACGCUCUCAAGAUAUUAUAGUAACGCUUUCUCAGAUGCAGACAGGCAAGAUUCUAUCAAUCUCUUUCUGGGAGUAUUCAAGCCUACAGAAGGAAAACCUCAUCUCUGGGAACUUCCCACUGACUUUUACUUGCAUCACAAGAACACCCUUAGUCUGUCACAGACCAGGCGAAGCUAUACUUAUUGGUGGACCGCAGGUGUGCUAAAGCAUUUACCUCUCCCUUUUGAUGAAGUGACAUGUGCUGAAAACAGGGGCAAGCUGACAGUGAAGAAAUUCCACAAGUAUGAAGAAGAAAUCGAUAUCCACAAUGAGUUUUUCCGGCCGUAUGAGUUGAGCAGUUUUGAUGAGACCUUCUGCUUGGCAAUGACCAAUUCUACACGAGAUUUUAUGCCUAAGAAUGUGGGGAUUGAUCCAAGUCCAUUUACUGUUCGUAAACCUGAUGAAACUGGAAAAUCGGUGCUGGGGAACAAAAGUAAUAGAGAAGAAACCGUGCUGCAGCGCAAAACAGCUGCUAGCGCUCCUCCACCCCCAAGUGAGGAAGCAGUGUCAAGUAGUUCUGAAGAUGAUUCUGGGACAGACAAAGAAGAUGAAGGUGCUGUUUCUCAACGUUCAACUCCAGUAAAGGUGACUGAUACAGGAGACAACACAAAAAUCACAGAGAAUGUAGUGCAAUCAACAAAAGAUGUGUAUGGAGUCAAUCUUUCCGAUGUUCCUUCAGAAGAUGAUCUCACAAUAUACACUAGGUUUGUUCAGCUGGGACAGAGUCAGUAUAAACAAGAUAAGAGUAGCCAGCAAUUUUGCUCAAAACACCACUUGGAAAGGGUUAUAAAUUUAAUACCCAUCUCCUCCUUUUCUCAAGACAAUAUUUAUGAAGUUCAGCCUCCAAGAGCUGAUAGGAAAUCUAUAGAGAUUUUUCAUGCGCACAUUCAGGCUGGAAGAGGAAACAUGCAGCCCCUGGGAAAAGAUGAUUUCCUCAUGUACAGAGAAUACAUUCGAAACAGAUACAUGUAAAUACAGGCUGGAUUCUCCUGCCAAGUCUACUUUACUGAUAGGUCAUAAAAAUAAUUUUAGAGAGUAAAUCUAGUUUUGUUACUUUGCAGUAAUAAAUUUCUUACCUAACAUUUCUAUUUAUUGUUCUUUACUAUUACCCAUGUAUAGUAUUGUGCUUUACAGGAAAAAAGUGAUUUAAUACCUGCUUUUCAACUAAAAGAGAAAGUGUAUUUUAAGAGAUGAAGUGAAUAAAGAGCACCCACAGUCACUGAAUAGUGUGUAGCAAUUUGUAGCAAAGAAAAUAUUGCAUCUUUAGGUUUUUAUAUUAAUUUCUUAUAUUGUUGUGUUUGCUAAUAAAGCUGAAGUGAUUAAUACAUAAAAAUCAGAAAAUAAUAGUUUUCUUCCUUUGUUCCAUGACAGCAAACAAUGUUUUUUACAGCAAAAUGUUUUCUGGUAUUUCUUGAGAUUUUUAGCAAACUGAGUGCUAAAAUGACUGCUUGUAAUUUGCUGCUUUCUUGAGCAAAAUUGAAAAAUGUGGUGUAUGUUAAAAUCUUGUGUCAAGACUAACAAACUUUGUAACCCUAAUCUGUGUCAAAGCUAAUAUCACUGGUGCUAGUAGCUACAGAAUCUGUGCCACAUGCAGGGUGAAGAUGGCUUGUGAUUAAUUACCAUGGACUUCUAGUAGGAUUCUGAGGUGAACCACUUACUGACUGCAUCUGCAAAGGAAGGAGUGCUCUCCACUUUACUAGGUUUAGACUCUCAGAGGGCGCAAACCCAUCCUGCCAUUUUUCUGUAUGACAGGCGUUAUCAGUUUUGCACCAUACCCUUUCUAUCCCUGUAUUUGUGCUCCUGCAAAAUGCUUUCAGGUUAAGCCCACAGCCUCCCAAGAAAUCAGUAUCGGUAAGUGACAUAUAAGAGACUGGAUCAGCUAGGGUGGUCAUGCAAGAGGAAGCAGUAGUUGGGUUGGGCAAGACUGAACAUCAUGCUCAGUGCUAGGUAAGAAGUAAAGAGGCAGCAGGUAUCUGAAUUAGGUUGUGUAAUAUAGGCUUGUGUUUAAAAUAUUAUUUGCAAUUACAAGCUAAAAUUUCCAACAGUUUUCUAGCCCUUUGCCUUGAAGAAUACUGACAGUAUCAGCAGCAUCCUUGACAAACUAUGUUAUUCCACAAGCUUGUACAGACCAUAUUUCAGAAUUUUCUGGAAUAACUGUUUUAGAGAUGUCAGCCAACUGAAUGUACUAGAUGUAGAGAACAUGUUUAUGUUUAUCGUAAAUCGCUUGCAGGCAGCUGCUGCAGACUCUUGGCUGCAUGCUGCAAACAUGUUCUUAAUAUGUUUGAAUAUUGUAUGCAGUAAGUUGCACUUUCAUUAGUAAUUCACUGUAAGAAAUUACACAGUGGGUAAAGGGAAAAGAUAGAAGUUAGUGUGUUCCAGGGAGUGGCUCGUAUGCAGUCAGUGAGAACACAGUACCUCAAGCUACCAAAACGUUUUGGUGUCCAUUGUCUUUUGUUAAUUGAUUAAUAUUGUUUUGAGCUGAAUGGAUGUAUUUUAGGAGAUGCAAGAAUGAAACGUCACUUUAGAUAAUAUGUCUUGGCAACUGUCAGUCUUUUUUUCUCUUGGAAAAAAACUUACUGGAUUCUUUUGUCCAAUAUGAAAAAUAAUUUGAAGAAAUAAAUUCUUGCUUUGGAAAAAUGUA
This is a messenger RNA of Falco peregrinus (peregrine falcon), 4841 nucleotides long. It is a transcript of the gene FIG4, whose product is annotated as FIG4 phosphoinositide 5-phosphatase. The record is from RefSeq and is a predicted model, not a curated record. The transcript has 23 exons. Gene Ontology annotation, molecular function: phosphatidylinositol-3,5-bisphosphate 5-phosphatase activity. Lineage: Eukaryota; Metazoa; Chordata; Aves; Falconiformes; Falconidae. Bases 449 to 3172 code for a protein of 907 amino acids. Gene Ontology annotation, biological process: phosphatidylinositol dephosphorylation. Gene Ontology annotation, cellular component: intracellular membrane-bounded organelle.